UGACAUCACAUGGCAUCUGACAGCAACAGUUCUGAGCACCAAGCACCAGCUUUCUGAAAACCCUAAAACCUGCCACCCCCAAGGAGGGGUGCAGGACCUGGAAAAAGGGGUCUGAAAUCCAGUAUCGUCUAUGCUAAGGGAUAUAUUUGUGAUAAAACCAGGAAAGAUAUCUAUUCCAGGAUGUUUUCAAGGAAGAAGCGGGAACUGAUGAAAACCCCGUCCUUAUCAAAGAAAAGCAGAGCAGGAAGCCCAGCACCGCAGAAUGAGCUUACAAGAAAAGAAGCUACGGACUCCUCCAACGAUUUGGCAUCUAGCCCUCCUUCAAACAACAGCCCAAUCUCCUCUGGGACGUUAAAGAGGCCUUCAAGUCUGAGUCGUCAUGCUAGUGCCGCAGGCAUUCCUCUCUCAUCUCCCAGGGGAAAGGCCACUAAGCCUGCAAGUACCCCAAGUCCUCCAGAGAGUGGGGAAGGUCCUUUUAUAGAAGUAGAGGACAUCUCACAACUUUUGGGGGAUGUAGCAAGAUUUGCAGAAAGGCUUGAGAAACUUCGGGAUGUUGUACAGGAUGAAGAGCUUAAAGAGACAAGACGGCCUUUGGCACAUGAGUGUCUUGGGGAAGCACUGAGACUUCUUCGCCAAGUGAUUAACAAGUACCCCCUGCUCAACACUGUAGAGACUCUGACUGCAGCUGGUACCCUCAUCUCAAAGGUGAAAGGUUUCCACUAUGAAUCCAGCAUUGAAAAUGAUAAGCGUGACUUUGAGAAAGCGCUGGAAAGCAUGGCCGUAUGCUUCAGCAGCACGAUCUCAGAGUUCCUUAUGGGGGAGGUGGACAGCAGCACAUUAUUAUCCUUGCCCCCUGGGGACCAGAGUCAGUCAAUGGAAAGUCUAUGUGGUGGUUUAUCUGGGGGUGAGGGAGCAUUGUCUAAUGCUCCUGAGUAUUUGGAAGCAGGAAGCGCUUUAGCGGAAGAUGUGGAUGUAAUCUUACAGCGUAGUGAUGGAGGUGUCCAAGCUGCCCUUCUGUAUGCAAAAAAUAUGGCAAAAUACCUGAAAGAUCUGAGCAACUAUAUAGAGAAGAGAACCAUUUUGGAGAUGGAAUACGCCAAAGGACUCCAGAAACUGGUUAAUGCAUACAAAGGAGCACUGAACCAGGAGACUCACAUGCCCUUCCAGUCUAUAUAUUCUGUAGCUCUGGAGCAGGAUUUGGAGCAUGGAAAUGGUGUACUUCACACAGCACUAACUCUUCAGCAUCAGACAUUCUUGCAGCCUAUCAACAUGCGACGUCAAGAACAUGAAAAGCGGAGGAAAGAGGUGAAAGAGCAGUGGCAGAGAGCUCAGCGCAAGUUGAUGGAAGCAGAAAGCAACCUCCGCAAGGCACGUCAAGCGUACAUGCAACGUAGUGAGGAGCAUGAAAGAGCGCUGUACAAUGCAACACGUGCAGAAGAAGAACAGAGUCAUAGUGGUACCCGGUCACUUGACAAGAAAAGAAGGGCAGAGGAGGAAGCCAAAAACAGGGCAGAAGAGGCAAUGGCAACUUACCGGACUUGCAUCGCAGAUGCCAAAACUCAAAAGCAGGAACUGGAGGAUGUUAAAGUGAAUGUCUUACGGCAGCUGCAGGAGCUGAUCAAACAGAGUGACCAGAUAUUGCGUUCGGCUACCAUUUCCUAUUAUCAGAGCAUGCACAUGCAGACUGCUCCCCUGCCAGUAGGGUUCCAGACGCUCUGUGAAAGCAGCAAGCUGUAUGACCUUGGCCAACAGUAUGCAUCCUAUGUGCGCCAGCUAGGGGCUGUGAAUGAGCCAGAGACGACUUAUGACUUCCAGCCUUACACUCCUCAGAUCACAUGGUCUCCCUGCAUUCGUUCACGUAAAUCCAGUUUUAAUUCUCAAGACAUACCAUCCUCAGAAAAUAAGGAGAUAAGUGGAGAGGAGCGAGUUGUAGAGAGGAGAGGAGGAAGAGGUCAUCAGGUACAUAAGUCAUGGCCAACUGCAAUAACUGAAGGAGACCCAGCUGUUAGCAACACUGGAACAGCAUUCCCUGAAAAAUUGCAUCAACCUUCUUCUCCCAUUGAUAUUGUUGAUCAGAAGAGGCUGAGUGCAUCAUUUGAGCAAAGUAUAAAUGGACUUUCUGGCAGUUUGGAGGUGCCACAUUCUACUGGCCCAUUCCGCAAUAUUGGCCUAUCAAGGGCAGCACUGACUCACCGUUUGCGCAAACUGCGGACACCAAGCAAGUGUCGAGAAUGCAAUAGCUACGUGUACUUCCAAGGAGCUGAGUGUGAGGAGUGUUCCCUUGCUUGUCACAAGAAAUGCCUGGAAACUCUGGCAAUCCAAUGUGGUCACAAGAAGCUUCAGGGCCGACUGCUACUUUUUGGCAGAGACUUCUCAGAGACUGCACUCAGGUCUCCCGAUCACAUUCCUUUCCUCAUUCGCAAGUGUGUGUCAGAGAUUGAAGAGCGUGCUCUAACCAUGAAGGGCAUAUAUAGGGUAAAUGGUGUAAAAACCCGAGUGGAGAAGCUAUGCCAAGCGUUUGAGAAUGGAAAGGAAUUGGUUGAACUUUCACAGGCCUCACCCCAUGAUCUGAGCAAUGUCCUGAAACUUUACCUCCGCCAGCUUCCAGAGCCCCUUAUACCAUUCCGUCUCUACAAUGGACUCAUGGGUCUAGCAAAAGAAAGUUUGAGAGGAAUUGAGACAGGGAAAGGAUCUCGUCUGCAAGACAAGGGCCCUAAUACAGAACCAGAGGUUUUAUCUAUGGUUGUGCAGUUGAAAGAACUUCUGCAGGACCUGCCUGUCGAGAACAGGACUACUCUUCAAUAUUUGGUGAAGCACCUUUGCAGGGUCUCUGAACAAGAGCAGUUGAACAAGAUGAGUCCUAGUAACCUGGGGAUUGUUUUUGGCCCAGCUCUUAUGCGUCCACGUCCUACAGAUGCAACUGUAUCGCUGUCUUCACUUGUGGAUUAUCCUCACCAGGCACGAAUUGUGGAGACCCUGAUUAUAUUCUAUAGCACUAUUUUCCAGGAACCAGCCAGUAGCUCAGACAAGGGGACAGAAAAUUCCUCUAGUGAUGUGUGUAAUUCUCUCUUGCAGGACACAUCUCCAACACACAACAGAGCAAGACUUCAAGUGACUGUUGAGGAGGAGCUGCCUGAAAAAACAUCAGAAUACCAACUACCAGUGUUCAAAGAACCAGGUGCAUCACCAGUGGAAUCUGACUCUGAAUCAGAUGCUGCAGAAGAUAUCCCAGGGACAUGGGAACCCCAAUCUACCCGGGGCCAUCUCACUAAAGAGGCAAGCGUGACAAGCACAGAAGACAUCCCAUCUAUCGAGGGAGAGGCCCAAUCAGAGUCUGAAGACGACAGAGAUCAAAGUCAAGGGAAUCUGGCUGAGAACAAUACAAACCAAUCUAACAAUGUUGUACUUAAUGGUCACUGCCUUAUGCCCCACUUGUACUGCCACACCCAGCUCCCAGCAAUUCGCAUGCUGCAUGGAAAAAUUUAUGUGACUUCUGCUGCUGACCGCCGUCCUCGUUUUGUUUGAGGGAAGAGAGUAGUACCUCCUUCAAACGUCUCUGCUAAUCAGUACUGUGAAACCUUUUGGCAGAGAGAUUUUUAUCUUUGGGAUGUCAGAAAAUACUUGCCUAUGCCAGUGUUUAGGCUUUAUCAACAAUCUGAUGUGAAUUCUGAGAUCAGGAAGUCUUCAUAAACAUCAUCAAAUAUGCCUUCAGGCAAUAAUUGAGCAUAAUGAACUAAAACAAAAAAGGACUAAUUGUCUUUGCUGAAACUGGGGAUCUGUAAAAAUGCUGGGUAUAUCACUUUAAUAUUUUGUGCAUCAGCUUGAAAUAAAAACUUCUGAAAACUUUUUUUUAAUA
Molecule: messenger RNA, 3856 nt
Organism: Xenopus tropicalis (tropical clawed frog)
Lineage: Eukaryota; Metazoa; Chordata; Amphibia; Anura; Pipidae
Gene: arhgap45
Product: Rho GTPase activating protein 45
Exons: 23
Coding region: 181-3525 (1114 amino acids)
Biological process (GO): signal transduction; regulation of small GTPase mediated signal transduction
Cellular component (GO): cytosol
Molecular function (GO): diacylglycerol binding; GTPase activator activity
Source: RefSeq, a predicted model, not a curated record